Molecule: messenger RNA, 936 nt
Organism: Maudiozyma barnettii
Lineage: Eukaryota; Fungi; Ascomycota; Saccharomycetes; Saccharomycetales; Saccharomycetaceae
Exons: 1
Coding region: 1-936 (311 amino acids)
Source: RefSeq, a predicted model, not a curated record
AUGAUACUAGCUGACGGCCCUUCACCAAAUAGUACCUAUAUUCCAUGCGGUGGUGUAGGUUCCAUUAAUCCUGAAAACAGUACCGACUUACUACCUGUUGAUUAUUGGGACUGUGGUAGACAAUACGGCCAAUAUUAUUCCACAAAUCUAGGUGUCAACCUGAAACCUAGUCUACGGAACAUUGUUCUUGUCCUUUCCCUGUUGGCAACAACUGUUCUGUGUACGUCUCAAGACAUUACGAACCAACUCAACGCUAUCGAUGGUGUUUGGCAUGACUCAGGGACUAAUCUUACCUAUACUGAUCUACCAUUAUACAACUUUUUGCAAAAUGUGGCCCCAAUUGCUUCCGAAAACAAUUUAAGUAUUAUCAAUACAACAAGUGAGGUGAUCUUAAGUGAUUUUGUCCCAGUUUCUAACACUAGUAGCAAGGUUAAUAUUUUUAAAAGAGAUGUGGUUUGCACAUUUUAUACCUGGAAACAGACUCAGGCUGCUCAAAAAGGUGAAUGGUGGUCCCCUUGGUACCCAGUAUCAUGUUGUAUUUGGGAUGGAAAAGGUGAUGGUGCUGAUUACACUAUUGAUUAUGAAUGGAGUUAUUCAUGGUCAAUUGACUCUGGUUCCUCAAUUGGCUUUAAAGGCAUCUCCGCUGCUUUUCCUUCUUACAGUUUAAGUAAAACAUACACACAUAAAAACUCACUUAGCUGCCACAUACAAGGUGAUGUUGGCCAAGUAUGGUAUCAACAACACAUGGUAUGGGCAGACAUGCAAGAGCAAACUUGUUGUUUCCAAGCUGGUAAUAGAGGAAUUUGGUGUGGUGCAUGGAGUAAAUAUUACAGAACGAAUGCUCCUAUAAAAGGUAGUUAUGCAGUAGGUUGUAGUGUUGGAAAAGAGAAUACUGAUUGUAAUGCCAAGGAUUUAGUAUGUGCAUACAAUAAAUAG